AUGGAGAGUGAUCAUCCACUCUUUGUACAGUUCUGUGCGAAUGAUGUGGAUACGUUAUUAGCGGCGGCCCGAUAUGUAGAGAAUGAGUGUGAGGCGGUGGAUGUAAAUUUUGGUUGUCCGCAGGGAAUUGCCCGGCGUGGACAUUACGGUUCUUUUCUCAUGGAAGACUGGGAAUUAAUUCAUUGCAUGCUGCAUUGUUUGGCCGUCGAGUUGCGUGUACCCGUUACGGCAAAGAUGCGAGUAUUUAAUGAUUUGGCAUUAACAUUAAAAUAUGCAGAAAUGUUGCGGGAUUGUGGAAUUUCUGUUCUCUGUGUACAUGGCCGUACGAGAAGUAUGAAGGGACAAGAAACGGGAUUAGCAAAUAUGGAAUUUAUUCAAUCUAUAUAUAAACAUCUACAGGGAAGUAUUCCUGUGAUUGCGAAUGGGAAUGUGUUAACAUCUAAAGAUAUCUGCCGGCAUCUGCAGACUACGGGAUGUGAAGGGCAUAUGUGUGCAGAGCCACUCUUAUGGGAUCCACGUCUAUUUGCAUCUAUACAAGAAGAAAUAGAUAAAGAA
Molecule: messenger RNA, 555 nt
Organism: Trypanosoma theileri
Lineage: Eukaryota; Euglenozoa; Kinetoplastea; Trypanosomatida; Trypanosomatidae
Product: putative tRNA-dihydrouridine synthase 1
Exons: 1
Biological process (GO): tRNA processing
Molecular function (GO): flavin adenine dinucleotide binding; tRNA dihydrouridine synthase activity
Source: RefSeq, a predicted model, not a curated record